Cydia pomonella (codling moth) is the source of this 2692-nucleotide messenger RNA. Its product is annotated as adenylate kinase 8-like. NCBI's taxonomy places the organism in Eukaryota, Metazoa, Arthropoda, Insecta, Lepidoptera, Tortricidae. Gene Ontology annotation, molecular function: AMP kinase activity; nucleoside diphosphate kinase activity; ATP binding. Gene Ontology annotation, cellular component: cytoplasm. The coding region runs from base 54 to 1424 and encodes 456 amino acids. The transcript has 11 exons. The record is from RefSeq and is a predicted model, not a curated record. Gene Ontology annotation, biological process: nucleoside triphosphate biosynthetic process.
UUGGCGGUCAUAAUAUAUUUUAAUUGAAAUAUAUUACUAAUAUCUAAUAAAACAUGACUGAAACAGAUGCAGCAGCGAAGCCUGUUGAUAUACCCGUAACAUUUUUGCCGUACCUGGAGAAAUAUAGGCUUUACAAGUUAUUCAAGGACAUGAUGCAAGACCUGAUUGUGAACUUGCCAAGGGACCCCCUGAAGCACAUGAAGAACUUCCUUAAAAACCAUGAGGGCACGGACGCCAUCAACCUGAUGUUACUGAUAUCGCCGAAACUGGAUUUUGACGUACCCAGCGUUGUUAAGGCAAUGAUAAGGGACUUUGGAUUCUUCGUGAUCACCAGACGAACUAUUUUAGACCACUAUGAGAAGCACGACGAUUAUAAGCCAGGCUGCGUGGAUCCGGCUCUGAUGUCGGAGGUGACGAAAGCGCUCACGAUUAAAGACGAGGUGAUCCAAAACGGAUGGCUCAUGUAUGACCAUCCCUGCACGCUCCGCGAGGCCCGCUGUCUGCAGCAAGAUGGCGUGAUCCCCACCGUGGCGCUGGCGAUCAUGCCCACGCCGCCCGUGGCGCCCCCCGCGACCAACAACCGCACUAAGCCGAGGAACUUCUUUCAGCAGGAAUUCGAGGGUCUUCAAUACGCGUAUAAAGUGUCGCUUAAGGAAGUCCACGUCGACCCGUCAGAUUCCACCGACACCAUAUCCAGCAAGUGCUUCAACGCGAUCCGGGCGUGCUCCGCGGGCGCUCAGGGCCCCAAGCAAGGGUUCCACGCUACGGGCGCUCCGGGGGCCUACCGCGUGGCGCUGAUUGGGCCUCGGGGCGCCGGCAGGAAGACGCAGGCGGCGCUCUUGGCGAACCAGUUCAGUUUAGUAUGUUUAAACUUCGAGAAGUUGUUCGCCGAAGCGUCCGCCCGUGACGACGACAUUGGAAAAUGGCUGCGCCGGCAUGGGCCCAGCGUGGAAAUGAAAGCACAGAUCGUGCGCAGACGUUUACUGGAGAAGGAUUGCAUAGACUACGGGUACGUCAUAACCGGCUUUCCAGCUUCGGGAGCCGAGUUCGAGCUGUUUGAACAUAUGGAGACCCCUCCCAAUCGUAUAAUCUUCAUGAACGCCGACAUGGAGACAUGUAAGAACCGCAUCCUGGCGCGCAGCGUGGACUGGUGCACCGGCAAGGUGACCGCACGCGGCGCUCCACGCUCCCUGCCCCAUCCAAAAGACACGAAGGAAGUUGUGGAGGCUGAGCUUGACUUCUACUUCUCUGACGGCAUAGCCGAGAUGAGGGCUGCUGCUGGACUCAGUGCUUGGGAGAUCGACUCCAACCAAGCAAUCGACCACGUGCAGACGAAGCUGCAGGCGGCUAUCAUGGCGGCUCCGUCCUGCGACAUCAAGUUCAACCAAAGCGGAGGGGGUCUGGAGAACGCUCGCGUCGAUUAAGUUAAGACCCCCCCAUAGUCCAUACUGUCACAGAAUAAAUAAUAGUACUAUACCCUACUACCUUACGCGCGACUUUCAAUCCGGAGGUCGCGGGUUCAAGCCCAGGCUCGUACCAAUAAGGUACUUCGAUAUUAUUAUCAUUUCAGGUGUUUUGCUGCUGUCUUCGAAAAAAUAUUUUUCUGCCCUCCGGGCGGAAAGCGGCAACUUCGGUUGGCGCAGCGGAAGGCAGAAAAAUAGUAUGCGCACCACGGGAGGAAACGUAGCACAUACCAUCCCGCGUGUUUGUCACUCUCGCCUUCGGCUCGGGUAACAAUACGCGGCACGCAAUUUCCUACUAUUCCUCCCUUGGGACACAAAUAACUAUUGUCAACUGUACAUAAUUAGUUCUUAAAAUUGGAAUCCUUAAUGUACGACAUAUUUUAUUUCCCAUAUAUUAAGGUAGUGUAUACAUAUUUUUGGCACAUUUUUCUUAUUGAUGUUUUCAGACUGUACAGUCAGCGUCAAUUACUUUGUAGCAGUCAAAGUAGCCAAAUAGUUCGGUACAGUCAGCGUCAAAUACUUCGUAGCAGUCAAAGUGGCCAAAUAGUACGGUACACCAUACUAAAGAUAUGGUGUACAGUCAGCGUCAAAUACUUUGUAGCAGUCAAAGUGGCCAAAUAGUUCGGUACACCAUACUAAAGAUAUGGUGUACCAAACUAUUUGGCUACUUUGGUUGCUAUAAAGUAUUUGACGCUGAUUGUACCAGUUGCACAAAAUACGAUUGUGACUGAAGUGAAUUUAUAGUUCAUUGUGCAACGAGGUGGGUAAGUGAAAUUUUGGAUACGAGGGUGGUAAGUCCCGACAGCCACAGGUUGUAGGAAAUUCAUAAUUCCCGCGGAAACAAUAUAGGCCUUUGUUCUGCAGUACACCUGCAUGAAAUAAGAUCUUUUUCGAGCAAGUGUGAUGAAAAUAUUAUUUUCUUCGUAGAUAUGUUGGCGAGCGAGUGACGUUUUCAUAUGACGAAUAUCAGUAAAGGCGUCCGCGCUAUAGGGACCGUGCGCGUCGGAGGGCCUGCCAUCUUGUGGCCUGAAUCGUAACCAUAAACAUGCACACGUCACGUGUUUUCUUGUGCAUAGUAGGUUCUGCCAUCUUGUGGGCUACAUCGGAACAAAAAACAUCACAUUUACGCCUAGCGCCAAAAAUCUGACGGCUCCUGUGCUGCCUCCUACAGUUCAUGCACGCUCCCUAUCUGGCACGGGUGCAUGGAGCGGGUGAGCGAAUGAGUGCGA